Molecule: messenger RNA, 750 nt
Organism: Syzygium oleosum
Lineage: Eukaryota; Viridiplantae; Streptophyta; Magnoliopsida; Myrtales; Myrtaceae
Product: cell wall / vacuolar inhibitor of fructosidase 2
Exons: 1
Coding region: 22-570 (182 amino acids)
Molecular function (GO): enzyme inhibitor activity
Source: RefSeq, a predicted model, not a curated record
GUUCACCCGUCUCUCGUCAAAAUGGUUCUGCAAAUCUCCGCCUCCUCCUUCUUCAUCCUCGUCCUCGCCGUCGCUCUCGCCCCGCCGGCGAAGCCCGACGCCUCGCUGAUCCAGAAGGCGUGCCGGACCACCAAGUACUACGACCUCUGCGUCUCCUCCCUCAUGUCCGACCCCUCCAGCUCCCGCGCCGACCCCAGGGGCCUCGCCUCCAUCGCCCUCGCCGCCGCCCUCGCCAACGCCACCUCCACCUCCUCCUUCCUCUCCUCCCUCGUCCCCGGCUCCGGCGGCGGCGGCGGCGACCCCGCCCUGUCCCGGCUCCUCCGGGGCUGCGCCGACAAGUACGGCCUCGCCCGCGACGCGCUCCAGGCGUCGGCGCGGGACCUGGCGGCGGAGGCCUACGACUACGCCUACAUGCACGUGAUGGCGGCGGAGGACUACCCGCGCGCGUGCCGCGACGCGUUCCGGCGGUCGCCGGGGACGACGUACCCGCCGGAGCUGGCGCGGCGGGAGGACGGGCUGAGGCGCAUCUGCGACGUCGUCCUGGGGAUCAUCGAUUUUCUCGGCUCGUGAUUGAAAUUCGAAAGAGAAAACGGGAAAAAGAAAAAGAGUUCGUGGUGUGUUCACAUGUCUCUGUCUUUCUUCUUCUCUCCACGUGCAUGAAUUUAAGAGAAAAUUAUUUUUUUUUGUUGUUGUUUUUCUUUUUCACUAAUUCAGUCAAUCUCUUUUUUUGUACAUUUCUUUUUAUUAAAA